Messenger RNA from Oreochromis aureus, 3446 nucleotides. It is a transcript of the gene rpusd1, whose product is annotated as RNA pseudouridine synthase domain containing 1. Bases 143 to 1078 code for a protein of 311 amino acids. Gene Ontology annotation, biological process: pseudouridine synthesis. NCBI's taxonomy places the organism in Eukaryota, Metazoa, Chordata, Actinopteri, Cichliformes, Cichlidae. The transcript is spliced from 6 exons. Gene Ontology annotation, molecular function: RNA binding; pseudouridine synthase activity. The record is from RefSeq and is a predicted model, not a curated record.
AAAAUACGCACGAAGAAGACGAGGCGCAUGCGCAGUGCAGUGCGUCACAAGCGGCUAUGUUUACAUCUGUUGAAAACAUUUAUCACUUUUUGGGUCCUUAUUAACGGCCUGCGACACCUGUGUCAGUUAAUCACUGCACACGAUGAGCACGGAGCCCACUAGCCUGGAGAGCCUGCGUGUGCUGUAUCACAGUGAUGACUACAUUGUGGUGGACAAACACUGGGACAUCCGCAUCGACAGUAAGAUGUGGUACGAGAAGAACACCGUACAGGCACAGCUUCGCCACCGCUUCCCUCAGCUGGCUGACCCACGCACCUACUAUGGAUUUCGGUUCUGUCAUCAGUUGGAUUUCUCCACAAGUGGAGCUCUUUGUGUUGCCCUGAAUAAAGCUGCCGCUGGCCGGGCUUACCGCUGUUUCAAGGACCGCACCGUGACCAAAUUCUACCUCGCUCUGAUACGUGGGGCGGUCGAAGGAGAGACGCACACUGUGGACUUCUCCAUCGGCAAGAACUCCACGGAGGGAAAAACACAUAUGAUGUGUGUUGAGGGAACAGAAGGUUGUGAGAACCCCAAGCCUUGCCAGACUGAGCUGACAGUGUUAGAAUAUGGGUUAUAUGACGGAGACCCUGUUACCAAGGUGCUGCUGCAGCCACUCACUGGUCGAACCCACCAGUUAAGGGUCCACUGCAGCGCUUUAGGCCACCCUAUUGUCGGGGACUUCACCUACAGUUCGGGAACAGACAACGCCCCGUACCGCAUGAUGCUGCACGCACAUCUCCUCCACAUUCCUCUCGAACCUCAGCCCCUGCGCGUCACUGCUGGAGACCCUUUUGUCCCAGCAGUUGAUCCCAAGUGGCUCCCGCAGCGCUCAUUACGGACACUAGAGGCCACUGUGGAGGCCCUGAUACACCGCCGGGAGGAGGAGGACAGGAAGUUUAAAAAGGAAGAGCAAGAGAGAGCGAGAAAAGAAGAGGAAGAUGAGAGGAGAAAACGAAGCAAGGGGCAGAGCACCGAGGAGGAGAGUGAGGAGCAGAGGAGACAGUGCCAGCAGUGGCUGAGUGAAUGGGCUGGAGAUUGAUUUAUUAUUAUCAUUAUUAUUAUUAUUAUUAUUAUAAUUAUUAUUAUUAUUAUUGUUACUUUUUGUGGGUUUCACCGUCUCCUCGUGCAUGUUGAGCAUGCAUUUUAUUUGAGUGUCCACAUCUGUUACAUUUCAGCUGCAUCUUAGGAGGUGGUUUAGCUCCUUUACGUCCUCACAAACAAGUUCAAGUCACGAAAAGGCAUGUGUGAGCAUAGUUUAUGCUGCACUACUGGAAUGUCCACACUAUACCCACUGCAAGCUGCGAAACAAGCGCCUUGCUCAAGGUCAAGUUAAUAAGAGUUCCUUGUUGCUUUUUUAAUUUUAAUGUGCCAACAUUAUAAGAAAUUAGCCUUUUUCUGAACUACAAAAGCGGAUGUUAGUUUCUCCCAGAAAAAAGCUGUUUUUAAACUCGUGUGAUUGGUUAUUUAUGAUACAAAGCACUGACAUGCAUGAAGUCCCACAUGAAACUACUCAGCAUCCUGCCCGGGACUUUAACGUUUGUGGGAAGUUUUACAGCUUUAUGUCUGUUUUAGUCCAGUACAAAUACCCUCACUUGCCACUUUGUUAGGUACACCCAGUCAGCUGCUCAUUAAUGCAAAUAUGGGAUCAGCCAAUCGCAUGUCAGCAACCCAGUGCAUUUAGUCAACAUGGACAGAAAGACCUGCUGAAAUGCAAACUGAGCAUUUUAAUGGGGCAGAAACAUGAUUUAAGUGACUAAGCUUGGUGUUAGAUGACCUGAUCUAAUCUGCUGGGACUUUCCCACAGAAGGUUUUACAGAGACUGGUCCAAAAACUGAGGAAAUAUUCUGUGAGCAGCAGUUCUCUGGUCAGAAAUUCCUUGUCGAUGUCAGAGAACAGGAAUAAGGUGGUGUGUGUGGGGGGGGGGAGAACAACCCAUAUCAGAGAGUUCAGGUCAUCUCGCUGUACUCAAAUAGCCUCUACAGUCACCAGGUUUCAGUCAAAUGGUGAAUAUUUGCGAUGUGGUGGGAUGGGAAAUUUACAUCAUGGAUGUACAGCUGAAAAAUCUGCAUCAACUGUUUGAUGCUGUCAAUCAGUGUUUCCAGCACCUUGCUGAAUCAAUGCUGCGAAGAUUUAAGGCAGCUUUGGAAGCAAAAAUGGGCCCAAUCUGGUACUAGCAAGGUGCAUCUAAUAAAGUGGCCAGUGAGUGUACAGAGCACUGAUGUGGUGUACAAAGUGCAUCUGUCUGCUAUUUUUAAAAUGGCAUGAAAAAUAUCUAUUUUUCACACUAUUAUUCUACAAUUUGGGGGGAUUUUCCCCUUAUCAUCCCAUCAAGUACCAAAAACAAUAUUUGGAUUUUUAACUGGUAUAUAUGAUUAAAAACUUGGGAUCAGCUACAUUUAUGACUUUGAUCAAAAAGCAGGGUUUGAACAUGCCAAUAAAAUAAAGUACCUGGCUGCCUGAUGUGUUUCUUUUCCCCUCACUUCAUGUUUGGAUCCUGAAAACGAUAACACUGCUUACUGAAAUGUUAGAUUUGCAAACCAACACAAUUGCAAUCAGUGAAAAACCGUGUUGUGACACAAAUGCCCUUACACCCUGAGCUGUGGCGUCCUCAGUGGAUCAGGCAUGUUCUGGUGCGUUCCUUGGAUCCUGGACUGGCUUUGGAUCUUGGUUUACAGUCAUGUUGCUUGAGCUGCUCAUGAGUAUGUUUUGCAUGUAGUCAGGGACUAUCAGUAUUUGGGGGUUUGCUUGGUUUGCAGGAGUGUUUGGGUAGGUGGUCCGUGUCAAGAUUACAAGCAAAUAAGACACGGGACCCAAGGUUUCCCAGCACAUUGCUACUGAGGUAAUUAAAAACUUCCUUCUUUUUAGUCCAACACAAUUGUCCAUCCAGUUUAAAAAACAAAUUCCCAUCAAUGUGUCAUGAAAUAACAGAUAAUGAUUGUUAUUAUCAGAUGCCACUAAUGGAAAUCCUAAAUAAGUAAAUAUAAAGGCACGGCCUGGGAGGAAGUGAGUCAGGGAUUCUGCAGGAAGAUGGUUGGACUGGACCUUUAUCUUUCUUAUUACCUGAUCUUUCUUAUAUUUCUCAGCUUUAUGAGAUGUCAUCAGUCCAGAUUUCUAAGGACAUUUGCAAGUACUUUUAAAGUACUUGGCAAUAUGUUUUUGUUAUCAGUGCCUAGGAAUGCUCACAUGGAAAUGAACUUUGAUUGCAUUACAUUUAACUUUCACAAAUGUGCAAUAACUUGGAAAAAAAAAGGUUUUAGUGAAAAGCAUUUAUGUGUGGUUUAGCUCCACCUAACAGUAACAGCUCUAUGACUGCCUGAGACAGUUUAUAUCUAGCUUUUCCCUGAGACCUAGUGGACACAGACAGUUGUGUGAUAUAUGAUGGAUAUGUUUGAAAAGAAAAGCAGUAA